AUGCCCUCUAAUCCACCUCCAACCCUUGAAGAGGAUCUCAGUCACGCUCAUUUAUGGUCCCAAGAUAAUGACCAGCGCGACUCGCAAGACAUUUCACCAGCACGUUCAAGUACGAGCACAGAGAAGGGAAAAGAAAAGCAGCUAGACGAAGAAGACACCACAGAGAACCCCAGUUCAGAGUCAUACCCUCCCAUAAAUGACGAUGCAGCCGAGACGCGACGAGUAGAAGAGAACCUACGUCGAUGGGAGUUGGCUGAACGCGAACGACGGAGAGCUGCGCGAGAAUCUGCGCAUGUUAAUAGAGGCGCAGGCGGUCCGUCUUUACUUGGACAAGUAACACGCAAGGCAAGCUUGCUCCUGUCGAAGCGGCCAUCAGUCAGAUCAUCUCCAGGAGGGUUGGGUAACCACCGGGCUCUUCAAUCUAGAGACUCCAUUGACGUGGUACCACUCGACGACAUCGAUCAGAGCCCGCCCACAACUGCGAAUCCGUUCAUACAUCCAUCUGAAACGGUACCGGGGUUUGUCUCCCCACCACUAUCCCCUUUCGUUGAUACGAAGAGGCGGUCUAGAGUGAUGACCGAAACUUUUGACUCGGACUCGCAUACACACCCAUCGCGGCCAGUAACGCCGACACUCGUUCCUCCCCCACAACCGCUAGGGUUACCGCCGCCUUUAACACCACCACCUAAAGGGACUAGACCACGCAUGGCUCCCAUGAAUCCCACACCUCCACCAAUGUUGCGUCAGGAACCCAUAGAACCCGAGCAGGAGGUGAGAUGGUGGCACGACUGGUUAUGUGGAUGCAGCGAAGGACCAGACCGGGGAGGGGAUAACCAGGCUGGACGCACGAAUCCUUUUGAAUGA
Messenger RNA from Suillus subalutaceus, 864 nucleotides. RefSeq lists its product as uncharacterized. The record is from RefSeq and is a predicted model, not a curated record. Lineage: Eukaryota; Fungi; Basidiomycota; Agaricomycetes; Boletales; Suillaceae. Bases 1 to 864 code for a protein of 287 amino acids. The transcript is spliced from 3 exons.